UCUACAGCCUGCACGAGGCGGGAGAGUUUCCCUUUUGAUCCUCCAUUCUUCUUCUUCUUGGGAUCUGGGAGCUUCUUACCUGAGAACACAGCCCGAGAACAGAGACCGACUGUCCCGAAGAGAGGGCAUUUGACAUAAAACAGAAGAACAUUUGGAUGGAUUUAAACAAAUAAACCGGACUGUUUGUUCUUCAGGACUGUCAGGCGGAUGGCUCGCCCGCGUCAGAUUUAUGUAGCUCUGGUUUUGGAGCGUGCGCUCCUCAGCGCGCUGUUUGCCUCCACUUUACGCACAGUUUGACUGCGGCUCGAGCUCAUGGCGCUUGUGGCCAGUAAAGACGUGGUUUUGAUGGAAAUUGAAUUCCGUGUUGUUUCAAAACAUCAGGGGGAGUAGUGAAGCUUGACCCAUUGUGUUUGCAAAUGGCUGACCGCCUGAGGUAAACACCACAGUGGACCUGGACAGGAUCACAAACGGACCUUUGUUGAAGGAAACCUCUGAGCACACUCCCCGUUUCACUUCGAGCUGACAGAAAAAAUACCGCGGGACAUAAACAAAGACUUUACAUUUGAAGAUGUAUCCACAAGGCCGACAUCCGGCUCCACAUCAGCCCGGCCAGCCCGGGUUCAAAUUUACUGUAGCAGAAUCCUGUGACAGGAUUAAGGAUGAGUUCCAGUUCUUACAGGCCCAGUACCACAGUCUGAAGGUGGAGUACGACAAACUGGCCAGUGAGAAGACAGAGAUGCAGCGCCACUAUGUCAUGUACUAUGAGAUGUCCUACGGGCUGAACAUCGAGAUGCACAAACAGACGGAGAUUGCCAAACGACUCAAUGCGAUCUUAGCACAAAUUAUGCCUUUCCUGUCACAAGAGCACCAGCAGCAGGUGGCUCAGGCCGUGGAGCGGGCAAAGCAGGUGACUAUGACCGAGCUGAAUGCCAUCAUCGGGGUACGUGGACUUCCCAAUCUGCCCCUCACCCAGCAGCACCUGUCCCAUGCCGCUCAUGGACCUCCAGUCCCACUACCCGGACACCCGUCAGGCCUGCAGCCCCCGGGACUGCCCCCUGGUCUGCCCCCAGGUCUGCCCCCUGGUUCUGCAUCUGCCCCUGGGCUCUUGGCUUUAGGGGCUCUGGGGAGUCAGGCCCACCUGCCUGUGAAGGACGAGAAGAACCAUCAUGACCUGGAGCACAGAGAAAGCACAAAUAAUUCAGUAUCUCCUUCGGACAGUUUGCGCACUGCCACAGAAAAGCACCGCAGUUCAUCCGAUUACAGCCUGGACUCAAAGAAGCGCAAAGUCGAAGAAAAGGACAACAUGAGCAGAUAUGACAGUGACGGAGAGAAGAGUGACGACCUAGUGGUGGAUGUGUCUAAUGAGGAUCCUGCCACCCCUCGAGCUAGUCCUGCACACUCUCCACCUGAAAACGGCAUUGAUAAGCCCCGCCCCCCAAAGAAGGACACGCCUAACAGCCCAGCGUCCGUGGCGUCCUCUGGCAGCACCCCGUCCUCCAAGGCCAAGGAGCUCAGUCAUAAUGACAAAUCUUCUACACCGGGUCUGAAGUCCAGCACCCCCACCCCUCGAAAUGAUGCCCCAACCCCUGGCACCAGCUCCACCCCUGGGCUCAGGCCCAUCAUGGGCAAACCAUCAGGCAUGGACGCUCUGGCUCCAGCAUUGCGCACUCCUUUGUCAUACCCCAGCCCUUUUGCCAUGAUGGGGCAUCACGAGAUGAAUGGAGGUCUGACCAGUCCUGGGGUGUACGCCGGUCUCCAUAUCUCUCCGCAGAUGAGCGCUGCUGCAGUGGCUUAUGGGCGCUCUCCAAUGGCCUUUGACCCUCACACUCACAUGAGAGCACCUGGACUUCCUGCCAGCCUCACAUCCAUCUCUGGAGGAAAACCGGCAUAUUCAUUCCACGUGAGUGCUGAUGGUCAAAUGCAGCCGGUGCCCUUCCCGCCCGAUGCUUUGAUUGGUCCAGGCAUCCCGCGUCACGCCCGUCAGAUCAACACUCUGAGCCACGGAGAGGUCGUCUGCGCUGUCACCAUAAGUAACCCUACCCGCCAUGUCUACACUGGGGGCAAGGGCUGUGUCAAGAUCUGGGACAUCAGCCAGCCGGGCAGCAAGAGCCCUGUGUCUCAGCUGGACUGCCUGAACAGAGAUAACUACAUCCGAUCCUGUAAGCUGCUGCCCGAUGGGCGCACACUCAUAGUUGGGGGUGAAGCCAGCACUUUGACCAUCUGGGACUUGGCUUCUCAGACGCCUCGUAUCAAAGCUGAGCUCACAUCAUCUGCUCCGGCCUGCUACGCUCUGGCCAUCAGCCCUGAUGCCAAAGUCUGCUUCUCCUGCUGCAGCGAUGGCAACAUCGCAGUGUGGGACCUGCACAAUCAGACCCUCGUCAGGCAGUUCCAGGGCCACACAGAUGGAGCCAGCUGCAUAGACAUCUCUCAUGACGGGACCAAGCUGUGGACCGGUGGACUGGACAACACUGUGCGCUCCUGGGACCUGAGGGAGGGCCGCCAACUGCAGCAGCAUGACUUCACUUCACAGAUCUUCUCCCUGGGGUACUGUCCGACCGGGGAAUGGCUGGCAGUGGGGAUGGAGAGUAGUAACGUUGAAGUUCUUCACCACUCCAAACCAGACAAGUACCAGCUCCAUCUGCACGAGAGUUGUGUCCUGUCCCUGAAGUUUGCUUACUGUGGCAAAUGGUUUGUGAGCACAGGGAAGGACAAUCUGCUGAAUGCAUGGAGGACUCCCUAUGGUGCCAGCAUAUUCCAGUCCAAAGAGUCCUCAUCCGUCCUGAGCUGUGACAUCUCCACUGAUGAUAAGUACAUCGUGACGGGUUCUGGAGACAAGAAGGCCACAGUGUACGAAGUGAUCUACUGAUCUUCUGACCACUGUGUAUGGACUGAUCUACUGAGCUGCUGUUGUGAACAGCAGUCUAACACUGGACUCUCAUACUGACUCCUGCCCAGGGUCAUGUUCGGGUCUCAUGCCUGGGGGUCAUGCCUGGGUUUCAUGCCUAGGUGUCGUACCUGGGUGUCGUGCCCCAGGUGUUGUGCCUGGGUCUCGUGCCCUGGUCUGGUGGCACACAGACUGGAAUGUACCCUUUGCCCGUUCCUGACUAAAACAUGUACAUAAAACACUGCGGGACACUAAGGAGCAGUUGUUGUUUUUUUAUUGUUUUAUUUUGGAGAGUUUGUGACUUACUGAAGCAGUGCUUCAGCUUGUGAAUACUGUACAUUAUGGAGUAAUAAAAUCUCUUUUGUAGAUUUUUA
Periophthalmus magnuspinnatus is the source of this 3258-nucleotide messenger RNA. It is a transcript of the gene tle3a, whose product is annotated as TLE family member 3, transcriptional corepressor a. Gene Ontology annotation, cellular component: transcription regulator complex; nucleus. The record is from RefSeq and is a predicted model, not a curated record. NCBI's taxonomy places the organism in Eukaryota, Metazoa, Chordata, Actinopteri, Gobiiformes, Gobiidae. The transcript is spliced from 20 exons. Gene Ontology annotation, molecular function: protein binding; transcription corepressor activity. Bases 569 to 2866 code for a protein of 765 amino acids. Gene Ontology annotation, biological process: negative regulation of canonical Wnt signaling pathway; regulation of DNA-templated transcription.